AUGGUCGUCCAAGAACUCCACCCUGACUUGGUCGUUCCAGUGGCCUUGUUCUAUUUGGUGCUGCGGGGCCUGGAUACUAUUGAGGAUGAUAUGACAAUAUCUCUCGAGGAGAAGGAGCCAUUGCUGCGCAACUUUGAAACGGUCCUCGAUAAAGAUGGCUGGAAUUUCAACAAGAGUGGCCCCAAUGAGAAGGAUCGAGAGCUAUUGGUGCAUUUCGACGACGUGAUCACGGAGCUCAGGCUCAUUGACCCGAAAUACAGGGAUAUCAUAAAAGACAUCACAAACCAGAUGGGGAAUGGCAUGGCCGAUUAUGCCAGAUUGGCAGAGAACAACGCUAAUAGCGUCAACACGGUCGAGGAAUACGAGCUAUACUGUCAUUAUGUCGCAGGGCUCGUUGGGGACGGGCUUACGAGAUUCUUCUUGCAGGACGGCUUCGCAAGCCCUGCGUUGAAGAAUCAGCCUGAGCUCUCGGAGGCAAUGUCUCAGUUCCUCCAGAAGACAAACGUUAUUCGUGACGUCCGCGAGGACUUUGAUGACAAAAGGCGAUUCUGGCCCAGGGAAAUUUGGUCAAAGCACGUGGAGAACUUUGAAGACCUCUUUGACCCCAGAUACCGCGAAGUAGCUGUUAAUUGCAGCUCGGAGAUGGUUCUAAAUGCUCUGCAACACGCGGAGGGUUGCCUCACCUACAUGGAGGCGAUAAAGGAACAGGGCGUUUUCAACUUCGUGGGUAUUCCACAGACAAUGGCUAUUGCUACACUCGAGCUUGUUUUCCAGAAUCCGCGGGUCUUUGAGACCAAUGUGAAGAUCACGAAGGGUGAUGCAGCACAAUUGCUGAUGGACUCGUCACAAGAUCUGAGGAGAGUCUGUGGGGUCUUCAAGAGAUACGUUCGGCGCAUACAAAAGAAGAACAAUCCGAAGGAUCCGAACUACCUCAAUAUCAGUAUUGCUUGUGGCAAAGUUGAGAAUUACAUUGAAUCGAUCUAUUCUUCGAAAGAUCCGAAGUCUCGUGUUCAACUGGCCAAUAAUAGAGGAGUAGUGAUCGACAAAUCUGAGGCCAUUGAUGACAAGUCGAAGACGGAUAUCCCCUACCUCAUUCUUAUUAUGCUGGGAGCGUUAUUCAUCAUUUCUGCGAUAAUAGUUGGAAUUGUGUACUCAGCUGGAGUGAAGUUCGACGUGGUUCUCAAAGAACUCGCGAAUGGAAAUAUAUUCCCUAGCAAGGAAAUAUUUCUAGAUGUCCAACGAAUCAAUGUCAAUGAUAGAGGAGGUCCUCCUAUUGGUCACGGGGAGCUGAAAAUCUCAUAUGCUACUCUGAAGGUCUACACAGGUGAAAUAGCAGAUGACGAGAAUCGUGAGAUUAGCAUCUACAAGAAGUUCGAGCAGCUUGAUAGCUCCCACCCAGGUAGGAAAUAUGUUCGGACAAUGCUAGACUCUUUUGGCGUUCAAGGCCCUCAGGGGUACCAUCAAUGCCUCGUGCAUCGCCCUUUGUGGCAGAGCAUGUUUGAGCUUCAGCAUCGAAAUCCUCGGCACAGGUUUACAGAGCCGCUACUUCGCGCUAUGCUGCUGCAUCUGUUUGUAGCUUUGGACUAUGUUCACAGUUCUUGUCAUCUGAUUCACACAGACAUCAAAGCAAGCAACAUCUUGUCGGGUAUUGAAGAUGAAUCUAUACUCACUGCAUUUGAAGCCGCUGAAGCCAAUUCUCCAAGCGCAAAGGCCAUUAGACUUGAUCGCACCAUCUACGCUUCCCGGAAGCUCGGUCUCCCGAAGUCAUAUGGCCCACCCGUUCUCUGCGACUUUGGAGUAGCAAGAUUUGGGGAUGAAGUUAAUAAUGAAGAUAUACAGCUAGGGGUAUAUCGUGCUCCUGAGGUCAUCCUGGAGAUGGAUUGGGGCUACCCUGUAGAUAUUUGGAACGUUGGGGUGAUGAUCUGGGACCUGUUCCAGGACAAACACAUGUUUGAUGGGCGCGAUCCAAGCGGCAAAUACUCAAAUCGCUAUCAUCUUGCCGAGAUGGUAGAAUACAUGGGUACACCACCAGUAGAAUUCCUCCAGCGUAGCGAAGAAAGCUGGAGGUAUUUCGACAAGCAAGGACAACUGCUUGACCCCCCUGAUAUUUCAGCCUCGUCGCUCGAGAGCAGCGAAGAGAAUCUCAAGGGUCGGAGAAAGGGGCUAUUCCUCCAAUUCAUGCGGAAGAUGCUGCAGUGGGCACCAGAGGAUAGAGAGAGUGCGGCGGGACUCCUGCAUGAUCCCUGGAUGAAUGAUGAGGUGGAAUGAAAGCCAUACUCGACGACUGUGGCCAGCGAAAUGACGAUUCGGCCAAUUCUGGAAAGGGG
This is a messenger RNA of Pseudogymnoascus verrucosus, 2327 nucleotides long. Its product is annotated as terpene cyclase. Gene Ontology annotation, cellular component: endoplasmic reticulum membrane. Lineage: Eukaryota; Fungi; Ascomycota; Leotiomycetes; Thelebolales; Thelebolaceae. Gene Ontology annotation, molecular function: protein kinase activity; squalene synthase [NAD(P)H] activity; ATP binding. Gene Ontology annotation, biological process: farnesyl diphosphate metabolic process; ergosterol biosynthetic process; protein phosphorylation. The record is from RefSeq and is a predicted model, not a curated record. The coding region runs from base 1 to 2268 and encodes 755 amino acids. The transcript is spliced from 6 exons.